Molecule: messenger RNA, 3003 nt
Organism: Ordospora colligata OC4
Lineage: Eukaryota; Fungi; Microsporidia; Ordosporidae
Product: P-type ATPase
Exons: 1
Coding region: 1-3003 (1000 amino acids)
Biological process (GO): phospholipid translocation
Cellular component (GO): plasma membrane
Molecular function (GO): ATPase-coupled intramembrane lipid carrier activity; ATP hydrolysis activity; ATP binding
Source: RefSeq, a predicted model, not a curated record
AUGAAGGGUAAGGAAAACAAAAUAGUGACGUCUAAGUACACAGCAUUUACGUUUUUCCCACUGAACAUGUACCAUCAGCUUUCGAGACCUUCAAAUCUGUUUUUCCUGCUGACUCUUAUCCUGCUGUCGAUUCCAUCGAUCUCGCCAUUUUCGCCAUUUACGUACUUGCUGGCAUUUGCUAUUGUAGUUGGGGCAUCUAUGGUGAAGGAUGGGGUAGAAGACUACCGAAGGCACCAGCAUGACAAAGCCAUGAACCAGAAGCCAGCGAAUGUGAUAAGAAAAGGCUCAGAUAGGGUGAGUGUUGAGGAAAUAUAUGUUGAGGAUUUGUUAGCUGGAGAUUUUAUUCUGAUUAUGAAGGAUCAGGAGGUACCUGGGGAUGUGGUGUUGUUGAAUAGUAAGGUUGAGACCAGGAAUGGAGUAAGAUGCAAACCACACUGUUUUGUUGAGACAAGCAAUCUUGAUGGAGAGUCCAACUUGAAGAAGAAAACAGUACCGAGUGGUACUGGAUGCGGCACUUGCGAGGAUACAAUACAUCAUGAUAAUAGAGAGCAUGAAUAUAACAACGGAAUUUACAUCUGUGAGUGUGAUAUGUACUACAUAAACAGCAUUGCAGGAUUUGUGGUUGAAGACACUGGAGAUCUUUUUGAUAAGUUUGAGUGUCAGGUUGACAUUGGUGGAAGGAAUGUCCUGUAUAACGAGAAGAAUGUUCUGCUGAGGGGCUCGAGAGUCAAGAACACAGAAUGUGUGCUUGGUAUGAUUGUGAGUGUUGGAAGACAGACAAAACUUGGAAAGAGCCACAUCAAGGCGAAGCCGAAGAUUUCAUUAUUUGAGAAAAGUCUUAGUAGUUUUAUAUACGGAGUGUUUCUUGUGUAUUUGAUUGUGUUGAUUCUGACGUCUGUGCUAGGUGCUGGGUUUCUGAGGAGGGAGGGUAUGGAGUAUUUGUAUCCUAACGAGUAUCCUACUGAGGAUGCAUUGAAACAGACGGGCACCAAUUACAUUCUGUUUAGUUACCUGAUUCCACUGUCUCUCUUUGUGACCCUUGAGGUAUCCAGGAUGAUCCACUCAAUGUUUGUGUUUCAUGAUAGCCAAAUGGCUUCUGGAGAGUGCAGGUCAGUGUGUAGAAAUUCAAAUGUCACUGAAGACAUUGGAGUUGUUGAUUAUGUACUGACUGAUAAGACAGGGACGUUGACCAAGAACUCGAUGGUUCUGAAGCAUUGUCACUGGAACGGACUACCAGGACUUGUGUCUACCGACAAGGUUGGAGGAGACAUGCUGGACAUUGAUGUGCUUAGUAAUAAGGAUGCAUGUGGAAUAGAAGGGAAUUUGAAUGAUGAGUAUUGGCACACUAUGUUUGUUGCAGCGCUUUUGUGUUGUAAUUCUAUAGAGCCUCUUAAUGGGAAAUUUGAAGGUGUUUCACAGGAUGAAUUAUGCAUUGUUGAGGAGCUGAGAAAUCAAGGAUGUGUACUUAUUGAGCGUGAUACGGAGCAUGUUGUGUUUGAGAUGAAUGGAAAACGAACCAAAGCAGAGAUAGAGAUGGCGCUAGAGUUCAGCUCAAGCAGGCAGAGGAUGUCUGUGAUAGUCAGGAUACUUGGAAAGUGUAUGUUGUUUUGCAAGGGAGCCGAUCAGAUGCUGCUGAGAGAUAAGAAUAUGAGCUUUGAUGAUGGAGACUCUGAUUUUAUCAAAACACUGAUUAACACGAAUUCUGAGUACAGAUCGCUUGUUGUUGGAUGCAAGGAGAUUGGAGAGGAUAUGUUGAGUGAAAUGAAGAGCAGAUACAACGAGAUUUCAUUGAAGGGAAGACACAUAGAGCAAGAAAAGAUCUUUGAUUGUGCUGAGGAUGGAUUAGAGUAUCUUGGCACCACUUUUAUUGAAGAUGAGCUGCAAAAAGAUGUCAGAGAAACUAUUGUUUCACUUAAGGAUGCAGGAAUCAAGAUAUGGAUGAUUACAGGAGACAAGAAGGAGACAGCAAUGAGUUGUGCAGAGGACUGUGGAAUUGUUCCGAAGGGGCAAGAAGCCCAAUCGCUUGUAAUCAAAGGAGAGGAAUUUUUGAAGAAGUUUGUUGAUGAAGAUGUGUUCAGUUACAGGUCGAUUGUAAUAUAUCGUGCAACACCUCAUCAGAAGGGAAAGAUUGCGGAACGCAUUGUAAGCUUUGGCCAGAACACAUUGGCAAUAGGUGAUGGUAAUAAUGAUGUUCCGAUGAUCAAGAGCUCACACAUAGGUGUUGGAAUAAUGGGAAAAGAAGGCACACAGGCAAGCCUGUCUGCAGACUUUGCGAUUCCUGAAUUUAGACUUCUGAAGAGGUUGCUGCUUGUGCAUGGAAGAUACAACAUGAUUAGAUUUUCUAAGAUAACUCUGAAUGCAUUUUUCAAGAACAUAUUUUUUAUUUCGAUACAGUUUAUGUACAACUUCUUCAAUGGAUACUCUGGAAUGCCGAUAUACAACAACUUCUUUCUGAAUUACUACAACGUGCUGUUUACAUCGCUUGUUCCACUGUCGAUAGGUCUUUUUGAUAAAGACAUGCCUGAGGAGUACCUGAUGACGAAUCCAAAGCGAUAUGGCGAUGCAAGAAAGCAUUUUGGAAAGCAUGUAUUUGUGUUUGGAUCCGUGUAUACGAUUGCGAUGGGAUGCAUUGUGUUUGGGCUAUCGAUGGGUGUGGUGUAUAUUAAGGACCUGAUUGGAGCAGGUGGGCUGGUUGGUGGAUACAUUCUAUUGACGAACUACUUUUCAAUCAUAGUAUUCUGGGUUGUUCUUGCCACUCAGAUACGCGAGAUUUCGUACUUUGUGGUGUAUUCGUGGGUUGCGAUUGCAUUAAGCAUAUUUCUUAACUUUGUGACGUUGUUUUAUAUACAGGAGGUUGACUCUACAGCCAACAAUGCAGCGAUGAAUCUAUUUUCAAUGCCUGUGUUCUACCUGGCUUGUCUCUUUGUUCUUUCUGGAACUUUUCUUGCAGACUUUGGGAUCCUGAAGAUGUUUUCGACAGUAAAGAAUAAUAUAGAAGAGUAA